UUUUUAACUGGGCAGUGUCCUGAGGCAGCCAAUAGCUGAGUCUGCCCCACACCCCACCCUCACUGACCCUCUGCAACUGUCCACUCAGUCUGCCCUGAAGCUGCCUAGUGACCAAGAACUUGGACCAGGACGCAGCUGACAUCGCUGCCCAGAUGGCCUCCAGGCUGACCCCACUGACCCUCCUGCUGCUGCUGCUGCUGGCUGGGGACAGAGCUCUCGCAGAUUCAGAGGCUGCCAGCCAUGGCACCCACGACCCACUGGUUUCUCAAGACAAAGAGAUCUUCGCUGAAGGAUAUGGCCCCUGGAGUAGCAAUGUGCAGUCUUCUAGCUGGCCAGCAAACAAUGCAUCCACCAAAAUAACAAAUGACAGCACGGAUAAGCCUGCCAACGAGUCCUCCAUCCAGCCCACUGAACUGGCUGAUCAGCUACCCAUAGAUUCUCUCAGCCAGCCCCCUGUGGAUUCUUCCAGCCAGCCCCCUGUGGAUUCUUCCAGCCAGCCCCCUGUGAAUUCUUCCAGCCAGCCCCCUGUGAAUUCUUCCAACCAGCCCCCUGUGAAUUCUUCCAGCCAGUCCCCAGUGGACCCUUCCACCCAGACUGCCACAACCACAGAGCCUCCCACCCAGGCUCCCACUGAACCCUCCUGCCCAGAGCCACUUGCGCAGUGCUCUGACUCAGACAGAGACUCCUCAGAGGCCACGCUGGCAGAGGCUUUGACAGAUUUCUCUGUGAAGCUCUACCAUGCCUUCUCAGCUACCAAGAAGGCUGAGACCAACAUGGCGUUCUCCCCAUUCAGCAUCGCCAGCCUACUCACGCAGCUCCUUCUUGGAGCUGGAGAGACCACCAAGAGCAGCUUGGAGAGCAUCCUGUCAUACCCCAAGGGUUUUGCUUGUGUCCACCAGGCUCUGAAGGACUUUUCAUCCAAAGGUGUCACCUCUGUGUCUCAGAUCUUCCACAGCCCAGACUUGGCCAUAAGAGACGCCUUUGUGAAUGCCUCUCAGAGCCUGUAUGGCAGCAGCCCCAGAGCCCUGGGUCUGGAUAGAGAUGCUAACUUAGAGCUCAUCAACACCUGGGUGGCUGAGAACACCCACCACAAGAUCAGCAAGCUGCUGGACACCCUGCCCUCCGACACCCGCCUCAUCCUGCUCAACGCCGUCUACUUGAGUGCCAAGUGGAAGAAAACAUUUGAUCAAAAAAAAACGAUGGAAUCUUUUCUCUACAAGAACUCUGUGAUUAAGGUGCCCAUGCUGAGCAGCAAAAAGUAUCCCAUGGCCCAUUUCAACGACCGGACCCUGAAGGCCAAGGUGGGACUGCUGCAGCUCUCUCACAACCUGAGCUUUGUGCUCAUGGUGCCCCAGAGCCCGAAGUACCAGCUUGACAGCAUGGAGGAGGCACUCAGCCCCACUGUCUUCAAGGCCAUCAUGAAGAAGCUGGAGCUGUCCAAGUUCCAGUCCACUUACCUGAUGAUGCCUCGUGUCAAAGUGAAGAGCAGCCAAGACAUGCUGUCAGUCAUGGAGAAGCUAGAUUUCUUUGACUUCACUUACGAUCUCAACCUGUGUGGGCUGACCGAGGACCCAGAUCUUCAGGUGUCUACCAUGAAGCACCAGACGCUGCUGGAGCUGACGGAGACAGGCGUGGAGGCAGCUGGAGUCUCCUCCAUCUCCGUGGCCCGAAACUUAGUCAUCUUUGAGGUGCAGCAACCUUUCCUCUUCGUGCUCUGGGACCAGCAACACAAGUUCCCAGUCUUCAUGGGCCGCAUAUAUGACCCCAGGGCCUGAGACAGGCAGGAGACCUGUAAGGCCGGCAAGCCAAGCUUCAGCUCACCAUGUUACCGCCUGCCCUAGCCACUUCCAGCCUUGGGGCCCGGCAGAGGGACUGUUUCCAUCCUCCAACCCCAAUGGCAACUCUCUAAACAUUUUUCAGCUUUUAUGGUUCAGGCUUGCCAGACUCUACAAAUAAAACUUGCAGACAUUUUCUUCUCUCA
This is a messenger RNA of Meriones unguiculatus (Mongolian gerbil), 1981 nucleotides long. RefSeq names its product serpin family G member 1 (gene Serping1). The coding region runs from base 153 to 1775 and encodes 540 amino acids. The record is from RefSeq and is a predicted model, not a curated record. Gene Ontology annotation, molecular function: serine-type endopeptidase inhibitor activity. NCBI's taxonomy places the organism in Eukaryota, Metazoa, Chordata, Mammalia, Rodentia, Muridae. Gene Ontology annotation, biological process: negative regulation of endopeptidase activity. The transcript has 8 exons.